AUGCCUUCGAUCGCACAUGCAAAACACAGCUGGUCUCCAAACUACCGUCGUCACAUGGAUGAGAAUCAUUCGAAUGGUGUAACCAACGAAGACAUGGCCAUCAAUCUACUGCAAACCCAGUUGGAACUGUCUCUUAUACGGGAGGACUUCCAAGACCAGUUGCGUGAGCUCCGUCAGGCAAUUAAUCGACACUUGGAUGCCAUGAACCUUGAGGUCGAUGACGUUCGCGCUGGUGAGUUGGAUAUCUCAAAUAUGGUUACUGAUCUUAAAAAUCAUUUCGUUUCUCUGCAAGGAGCAUAUGUGAAGAUGGUCUUCCAGCACAACAAACGUAAGAAGCUGAAGUAUUGUAUUGGGAUUGUUGGUUUUGUUACUGUGUCUGUGGUGACGUAUAUGUUCUUUAAAUUUGGUGGUGGUGUUGCCUGGGCUGCUGAUGGUCAUCGUUUUUUGAUGAAGUUUUUUGUCGAUGAUCUGUAA
This is a messenger RNA of Lactuca virosa, 474 nucleotides long. The record is from the annotation of a GenBank genome assembly. NCBI's taxonomy places the organism in Eukaryota, Viridiplantae, Streptophyta, Magnoliopsida, Asterales, Asteraceae.